Messenger RNA from Dictyostelium discoideum AX4, 1278 nucleotides. RefSeq lists its product as hypothetical. Lineage: Eukaryota; Evosea; Eumycetozoa; Dictyosteliales; Dictyosteliaceae. Gene Ontology annotation, molecular function: transmembrane transporter activity. The transcript has 3 exons. Gene Ontology annotation, biological process: transmembrane transport; potassium ion homeostasis. Gene Ontology annotation, cellular component: membrane. Bases 1 to 1278 code for a protein of 425 amino acids. The record is from RefSeq and is a predicted model, not a curated record.
AUGAAACCAAUUAAUGAAGGAAGAGGUGAAGGUGAAGUACAGCCUUUACUUAAUAGUGAUUAUCAAUAUUCUAAACCAUCAUUUAGAAAUAGAAGUAAAUAUAAUAUUAUAGUUUUAGGAUUAAGUUUUUGUAUUUUAUUUUCAGCAUUUUCUCCAACUCAGGAAUUACAAACUACAAUUAAUAAAAAUCUCGGGUCAGAUUCAUUAGCAGUAUUAUAUGCAUUUUUAUCAGUAACAAAUUUUAUAUCACCAUUUGUAAUUUUAAAAUUAGGAGAAAGAUUAUCAUUAAUAGUUGGUACAUUAACAUAUUCAGCAUAUAUCGCAGCAAAUAUUAAAGUUACAAUACCAACAUUAUAUGGUGCGUCAGUUUUACUUGGUAUUGGUGGUGCUAUUUUAUGGACUGCUCAAGGUUCUUUUGUAAUUCAAUGUUCAACAGAGAGUACAAUUGGCGCAAAUACUGGUUUAUUUUUUGCAUUAUUUCAAAUUAAUCAAAUUAUUGGUAAUUUAGGUACAGCAGCAUUGAUUGAUAAAGCAGGUUUACAAAAUGAGGUUUUAUUUUUAAUAUUUUUAGGUGUAUCAUUAUUGUCGAUAUUGGGAUUUGCAAUAUUGGGUAAACCAGUUAAAGUAAAUGAUAAAGGUCAAAUAGUGGAGAAAGAGAAUCAAACUAUGUCAAUUAGGGAUCGUUUAUUAUCAACUAUAGUUUUAUUUAAAGAUAGACCAAUUCAAUUAUUAGUAGCACCAUUGCUUUAUAGUGGUAUUAGUCAGUCAUUCUUUUUUGGUGUAUUCCCUCAAUUACUUGGUAAGGAAUGGAUUGGUUAUGUGAUGGCUGUAUUUGGUUUUUGCGAUGCUGCUGGCAGUAUGAUCAUGGGUAAAUUGUCUGAUAUUUUCGGUAGAAAGAUACUUGUGGUCUUUAGUACCGUGUUUUGUAUUUCUGGUACUGUUUUAUGUAUCCUAUUGGACAGAUUAGUCUCAACACAAUCAGAGAGAAUACCAUACUAUUUCAUAGUUGCCGCUUUAUUAGGUUUGGCAGAUGCCGGCUUCAAUACUCAAUUAUACGCAUUAAUCGGUGUUAUCUAUCCAAAGAAAGGUGAAGCUGCUGCCGGUGUUUUCAAAUUCGUUCAGUCAACUGCAACUGCUGCUGCCUUUGUCUAUGGUCCAUAUGCUACAUUAUUUGAUAAUGUCAUUAUCGUUGGUUCUUUAGUAAUUUUAUCUUGUGUAUUAUUCAUGUUUGCUGAUAAUUUUUCAAAAAGAGUUUCAAUUGAUGAGUUAACUGUUUGA